Molecule: messenger RNA, 1839 nt
Organism: Condylura cristata (star-nosed mole)
Lineage: Eukaryota; Metazoa; Chordata; Mammalia; Eulipotyphla; Talpidae
Product: neuroepithelial cell-transforming gene 1 protein-like
Biological process (GO): intracellular signal transduction; positive regulation of Rho protein signal transduction
Molecular function (GO): guanyl-nucleotide exchange factor activity
Source: RefSeq, a predicted model, not a curated record
AUGGAACCCGAGCUGGCAGCCCAGAAGCAACAUCGGCCUGGGCGAAGCCGUCGAGCCUCCGGACUCAGCUCGGAUGGCGCCGCUGGGCCUGCAGACGCUCGGGGUCUCGAGCCUGCUGACACCUGGGAACCCGGGCCUGCUGACACCCUGGGGCCAGAACCCAACGGCAGAUAUUCCCUUCGGAGAGGAAGCUCCUUCACAUUUUUAACACCUGGCCCCCACUGGGACUUUACUUUGAAAAGAAAACGAAGAGAGAAAGAUGAUGGUGUUGUAAGUCUUAGCAGCCUUGAUCUGAAGGAGCCAAGCAAUAAAAGAGUUCGACCUCUAGCUCGGGUCACAUCCUUGGCAAAUUUAAUCUCUCCUGUAAGAAAUGGAGCAGUCCGGGCCCUCCCUGUCUGACGCUUUGGUCAAACAAUACAGUCACUUGCCCUCCGUGGUGACAACAGGUCCCCGACUUCUGCCCAGAAGUUCUCAAGCAGAUCAACAGUCCCGAUGCCUACCAAGAGGAGUAGUGUUCUGUGGUCAGAAAAGCUAGACAUCAAUAUGAAGGAGUCCUUAACUACCAAUGAAAUCAAACGUCAGGAGGCAAUAUAUGAACACCGGGGGGAACAGGAUUUAAUUGAGGAUCUUAAACUUGCAAGAAAGGCCUACCAUGACCCCAUGUUAAAGUUGUCUAUUAUGUCAGAAGAGGCACUUGCACAUAUAUUUGGUGAUUUGGAUGCUUACAUACCUCUGCAUGAAGAUUUGUUGGCAAGAAUUGGACAAGCAACCAAGCCUAGUAGAGCAGUGGAGCAGAUUGGGCACAUUCUUGUGAACUGGUUGCCAGGCGUGAAUGCCUACAAAGGCUACUGUAGUAACCAGCUAGCAGCCAAAGCUCUUCUUGAUCAAAAGAAACAGGAUCCAAGAGCCCAAGACUUCCUUCAGUGAUGUCUGGAGUCUCCCUUCAGUCGAAAACUGGAUCUGUGGAGCUUCUUAGAUAUUCCUCGAAGUCACCUAGUCAAAUACCCUUUACUAUUAAAAGAAAUUCUGAAACAUACUCCAAAAAAUCACCCUGAUGCUCAGCUUUUGGAGGAAGCUAUAUCAAUAAUACAAGGAGUUCUUUCUGAUAUCAACGUGAAGAAAGGUGAAUCAGAAUGCCAAUAUUACAUUGACAAACUGGAAUAUCUGGAUGAAAAACAGAAGGACCCUAGAAUUGAAGCGAGCAAAGCAUUACUUUGCCAUGGGGAACUGAAGAAUAAAAAUGGACAUAAACUUUACAUUUUCCUGUUUCAAGACGUCUUGGUUUUGACUCAGCCUGUUACACGGAAGGAGCGCCUCUCCUACCAAGUGUACUGGCAGCCCAUCCCCAUCCAGGAGUUGGUUGAAGACCUGCAGGAUGGAGAUGUUAAAUUGGGGGGGUCCUUUCGAGGGGCUUUCAGCAACUCAGAUAAAGCUAAAAAUAUCUUUAGAGUUCGCUUUCAAGAACCCUCCACAGGGCAGUCCCACACUCUGCAAGCCAACGAUGUGUUCCACAAGCACCAGUGGGUCAGCUGUAUUCGCAUGGCCAUUGCCCUUUUCCAGCAGGUGACCAGCUCCACCGAGCUGCAAGGUCUGGCAGAGCUCCGCGAGGAGUGUGAGGAGAACAACCCCGCCGCCGGCAACAUCGACACCCAGAGGAGGGCGUCCACGGCCUCCACGGUGACCCAGGGGGACAUUGAGGGAGUCACUUCAGAAUGUGGCUCCCCAGUACACCCCGCAGACAGCAUGAAGAGUGUGAAAAGCCACCGAUCAUGGCCCUGCUUCCUAAACAAAAGGGACAGAGCCUCAAACGGCGGCAAACGGAAAGAGACUUUGGUGUAA